Molecule: messenger RNA, 1147 nt
Organism: Aphis gossypii (cotton aphid)
Lineage: Eukaryota; Metazoa; Arthropoda; Insecta; Hemiptera; Aphididae
Exons: 8
Coding region: 71-1147 (358 amino acids)
Source: RefSeq, a predicted model, not a curated record
AAUAAUAUUUCUGUAUUAUAUUUCUGUAUACAAAGUGAAAUAAUAUAUUUUGAUAUUUUGGUUUAUAAUCAUGUCAUAUCCUUUGAAAAUUAUGGAUAUUCCAGAUUCUCUACCAUUCUUUUUUGUUCAUGGCCGAACUAUGUUCGGAAUGAAAAUGAUGAGAAAAGAAAAAACAAAUGGACACAUGGUAUAUGACUACUAUCCAUUAAAAAAGGAAGAUGCUGACAACAAAAUUAAAGAACAAAUAGAAAAAAACGAAUUUCCAGUAUUUCCACCGGGUCCGCCCAGAACAUAUAUUCGAAAUAAAACAACAUUUAUAUACAAAUCGUUAUUGUAUAAUGAAAAAAAUGGCUACUAUACUUUUGAGUAUUAUCCAUUAAAGGAUGAAGAACAAAUCGAUUCGAAUGGAGUACCUCUCGGUCAGGAAAAUGUCAUCCAGGAAGAGAAGAAAGGUAUUUCGGCAAUAAGCAUGAAUGUUAAAUACGAAACAGGACGCGAUCCUAAAGACAAUGAACUGGAAAAGGUUAUGGACAAGGGGACACAACAUAAUAGCAGCGGAUCUCCAAGUGUUAGAGGACCUGCAAACGAUGAACAACAAAUCGAUUCGAAUGGAGUACCUCUCGGUCAGGAAAAUGUCAUCCAGGAAGAGAAGAAAGAUAUUUCGGCAAUAAGCACGAAUGUUAAAUACGAAACAGGACGCGAUCCUAAAGACAAUGAACUGGAAAAUGUUAUGGACAAGGGGACACAAUAUAAUAGCAGCGGAUCUCCAAGUGUUAGAGGACCUGCAAACGAUGAACAACAAAUCGAUUCGAAUGGAGUACCUCUCGGUCAGGAAAAUGUCAUCCAGGAAGAGAAGAAAGAUAUUUCGGCAAUAAGCACGAAUGUUAAAUACGAAACAGGACGCGAUCCUAAAGACAAUGAACUGGAAAAUGUUAUGGACAAGGGGACACAACAUAAUAGCAGCGGAUCUCCAAGUGUUAGAGGACCUGCAAACGAUGAAGAACAAAUCGAUUCGAAUGGAGUACCUCUCGGUCAGGAAAAUGUCAUCCAGGAAGAGAAGAAAGAUAUUUUGACAAUAAGCACGAAAAUUAAAUACGAAACAGGACGCGAUCCUAAAGAAAAUGAUCUGAAAAAGUCAAAUCUGUAA